This is a messenger RNA of Cynocephalus volans (Philippine flying lemur), 645 nucleotides long. RefSeq names its product chromosome 12 C12orf60 homolog (gene C12H12orf60). The transcript has a single exon. The record is from RefSeq and is a predicted model, not a curated record. Bases 1 to 645 code for a protein of 214 amino acids. Lineage: Eukaryota; Metazoa; Chordata; Mammalia; Dermoptera; Cynocephalidae.
AUGUUCUUCUUUCAUGCUCAAGAUCUUGCUUCCUUCACAAACACACUUACUGAAUUAUUUAACCGCAAUAUGAAUACUCAGAUACUCUUGAUGGCUGUGAAAGAAGAUAGUAACAUUAAGGAUUUCUUUGAACAAAUAUUCAAAAUUUUUAAGGAGAUGCAAUCUGCAGCAGAGGAAAUGCACAGCAAAAUGCAGAAGGAGCCUUUGUGUUCCAAGGUUGCAAUGGCUAUAUGCUCUGUGGUUGAGAAGAGUACCAAUGUAAAGGAGUUGCAUCAGUCAGCUAAAGAAGUGUUAAGAAACAUCCACACACCAGCCGUUGUCUCUGUACUGAGUAAUGGUAACAUCUUUGGGAGUGAGGCAUCUUAUCUUUCACUCUUAAUGAAAUCCCCCAUCAUGAAUCUUCAACUAAGUGACUUUCAUAGAGAAAACACCAAAGAGCAAUCAGAUGCCACCACAUCUGAGAAAGCUAUGGGCCCAGGUCCUUCCAAAAAUGCUAAAGUAGACAUCUUGAAAAAGUUGCAGGAUGCACUAAAAACUGUGAACAAUCCCACAGAGUCAGCAGCAGAUCUGUUGGAACAAAGUGUCAAUGCUAUGAGAUCAGUUUAUAGAGAUCCUCCAAAAAGCCAUAAGGACUAUGGGAACUGA